ACCCGCUAGCACAGUCCGUGGAUCUGAAUGAGGCAUUGAAACCACAUCAUGGAGGCAACAUAUACUGCAGGUAAGCACUGGACGUCAGCUUCCAGUUCUGCAGAAUCUUCAGGAGUGUCCGGGGCCAGCGCUGUUCUCUUCACCAGUCUCCUCUCCACACUCAUCGACUCUCAGAGACAACUGGGAAAUCCGGACGAUUACCCACAUGACGCCACAUUCCAUCUUCUGGACGAGUACGAUUUCAUCGUGGUAGGAGCCGGUUCAGCGGGGUCCGUGGUGGCUAGUCGCCUCAGUGAAGUGCCCCAUUGGAAGGUCUUGCUUCUGGAGGCAGGCGGGGACCCAACACCAACGUCAGAUAUCCCCGCACUGGCACUUCAUUUACAGAAAACCGAUCUCGACUGGCAAUACCAAACCGAACCAGAAGAGGGUAUGUGUCAAGGAUUCAGGGAUAAACGUUGCAACUGGCCAAGGGGCAAAGUUCUCGGUGGCAGCAGCGUCCUAAAUUUUAUGAUUUAUAUUAGGGGGAUGAAAGGAGAUUAUGACGCAUGGGCUGCGGCCGGAAACAGCGGAUGGAGCUAUGAAGAAGUUCUGCCGUACUUCAAAAAAUCCGAAGAUAUGACAUCCGAAAGGUUACUCCGAAAGCAUCCAAACGGGAAGAUAUAUCACUCGAGAGGGGGGCCGUUAACCGUACAAGAAUAUGUAGCUGUCCAGUCUGGACAAACUCUUCUAGAGGCAGCGAAGGAACUGGGUUUUGAAACACUCGACGAUGUCAAUGGAGAACAUCAGCUUGGUUUCUCGAACGCGUUUUUCACAAUUAGAAAUGGAACGAGAUGCAAUACUGCGAAAGCCUUCUUGAGUCCUAUAAAAUUCAGAGAAAAUCUUCACGUUGCUAAGCAUGCCCACGUAACUAAAAUAUUAAUUAAUCAUCAGACAAAAUCCGCUCACGGUGUUGAAGUGACUAAAGACGGUAAAAUUUUCUUCAUCAAAUUUAGAAAUGAGGUUAUUCUAUCGGCUGGCUCAAUAAACUCUCCUCAGAUAUUGAUGUUAUCAGGUAUUGGUCCGCAGGAACAUUUGAAUAAAAUUGGUAUAGAAACCGUUGUAAGCAAUCUGAGAGUUGGCGAGAAUUUACAAGACCAUCUCUCGUUUAUAGGAUCUGUUUUUAACACAAAGAACUCUGAGAAGCUUCAAGAGUCAUCACUACAACAAGUAGAUUUUUAUUACAAAUAUCUGACACGACACAGUGGUCUACUUUCUUCUCCCUUGGACCCAGCAAUUGGGUUUAUAAGAACAAAAAUUGCGUCAGACGAGAGACCUGAUUUAGAAAUUCUCUUCACGGUUAUUGCGGCUAACGAUACAAACGCUGUUCACGUCUCUUCAUAUGGCAGUGGCCUUAACGACGACAUAGCUGAAUCCCUGAAGGAUAUAGUCAGCCUUUCGGAUGUCUUUAUUAUCGUCCCAGCUUUGCUUCGCCCAAAGAGUAGAGGAAGGAUUCUCCUCAAAUCACGAGAUCCUUAUGAAUAUCCAAAGAUAUUCGCCGGAUAUUUAUCGGAUCCCGAGGGAAGAGACUUGGCUACAAUGUUAGAGGGUAUAAAAUUCGCAGAACGCUUAAUGAACACUGAAGUGAUGAAGGCUAAAGAAGCAAAGCAAAGAAAGUUGUUCAUUGAAGCGUGUGAGGAUCUUGAAUUUAAUUCUUCAGAGUACUGGGAGUGCGCUUUGAGACACGUAGCAACAACAGUUUAUCACCCUGUUGGAACUUGUAAGAUGGGUCCAAGAUCAGACCCAUCUGCUGUUGUAGACCCAGAACUAAAGGUGUACGGCGUGAAAGGCAUCAGAGUGGCGGAUGCGUCCAUUAUGCCGACUAUAGUGAGUGGCAACACGAAUGCACCUACUAUCAUGAUUGGAGAAAAGGCAGCGGAUAUGAUCAAGAAAGAGUGGCCUGUCUAUAAACAUCAGAAAUACAUGGGGCCUUUUGUCUUAUAAGAGCCUUAAUAUUACCUAUGGUUGAGGUGAUAGUUUCAUACAAAAAGUACUGUGAUACAAAAGAAAAAUUAUUGCAAUCUACUGACACCCUGGAUGUCAUGAGAGGAAUAUUCCUUCGUGUGAUAUUUGUUCAAUGACUAUGUACAAGUUACUAAUUGUUGGUUCGAUACUGAACGAGAUAACAUAAUCAGAUAAAUAUUGGAACUUGAAUGCUUUUGCCUGCAAGAAUUUUUUUCAUUGAAUGUUCUUUCCAUUUUGUCUUCCGUACCCACAAUCACAAUUGUGCUACGAUCUGGUCAU
Molecule: messenger RNA, 2280 nt
Organism: Cryptotermes secundus
Lineage: Eukaryota; Metazoa; Arthropoda; Insecta; Blattodea; Kalotermitidae
Product: glucose dehydrogenase [FAD, quinone]
Exons: 2
Coding region: 49-1980 (643 amino acids)
Molecular function (GO): flavin adenine dinucleotide binding; oxidoreductase activity, acting on CH-OH group of donors
Source: RefSeq, a predicted model, not a curated record